Peronospora matthiolae is the source of this 681-nucleotide messenger RNA. The record is from the annotation of a GenBank genome assembly. NCBI's taxonomy places the organism in Eukaryota, Oomycota, Peronosporomycetes, Peronosporales, Peronosporaceae.
AUGAAUAUGUUGGAUGAUGAAGAUGACCAAAGCUUUCACGCUACGCGUGACGGCUACUCCCAAUUGAGCGAUGUCGAAUGGGAUGCGGUUGAACGAAUGGGUUCGACCAUGGGCAUCCAUGCUGUUAGCGUCAUGCUAGAGGCUCUCAAUAGAGAUGCCCAACAUGCUACUAUCGCCAAGUUCAUUCAAAAUGAACUUGACGCAGAACGCGAGAAACAGCAGGCUGCUGCUGGUGGGUCGAUGCACUCGCGUCGACCCGAGACCUUGAAGAUUUACAUCUCCAAGUAUAGGGGAGUCGAAGAGGACUCCCUCUUGAGACGGUUUGUCGAAUUAGACGACGCCAUAAGGGCGCGUUGCAUCGACGAUGGGGAUGUGCAAGUUGCAUUUGCCCAGUCAAAUCUGGCAGGACGUGCCAAGACUUGGGCUUUGGGGCUCAAGUUGCACGACCCAUAUGCGUUUGGGUCGUUGACAGUCUUCAAGUCGCGGAUCAGACAAAUGUUUGAACCGCCUACAUCUGAGUUCAUAGCUCGAAUUGAACUCUUGAAGCUCAAGUGGGGUCUUGCGGAUGAUCCCGUCAAGACUCACCUGUUCCGGCUUGAACUAGAUUCACUAGAACAAGCCAUUUCCAUUGCGGAGCAGGAAGACUUCAGUCUGAGACAGGCUCGCGCCAGCUCGACAUAA